AUGGCAUGUGCUAAUUGGAAGCAUGGAGGCGAGAACUGUCCUUCGGAGGGCAAGUUUGCUUGUAAUGGCUGCAAGUUGGUCUUGUACUGCGGCCGUGACUGCCAAAGAAAGCACUGGGGCGAGCAUAAGAAACAAUGCAAAUCUUACCUCAGAGACGAAAAUUGGACUCCGGCUUGGGAUCGAGAAAACCGGCAGCCAGCUUGGGCUCGCGGAGAGGAAGCAACCAAUAUGCACAAUCCAUUCGGGAUGGACAGGCACCUCUGGGGCAAUACACCCGCGAUAGAUGUGCUUCGACUACAUGAGAAUGAAGGCCAGGGUUACAACAAGAGUCUGUCGAUAUUGUUUGCGGCAUCCGGGGACCUGAGGAAUGUGAUCAAGACCCUCCAAAGCUUUGACGGCGACCUUCAGAUUACCAUAGCUAUCAAUGACAGGGACCCAGACAUCACGGCAAGAAACGCUAUCCUGCUACUUCUAGUAUUAACCUCUUUAGACGAUGAAUCCGAGAAAGCUGAUAUCGAAGGGGUGGCUGAGGCCGUACUGCACGUCUGGUACUCUGCCAUGCUCACCAAAGACACUCUAUCUCAAUUGCAGUCGAAGGUUAAGCCCUUAAUCAGCGAAGUCUGUAAAGGAAUUUCCACAGAAACAUCGUGCCUUUAUGUAGGAAAGGUGUGGCAUUUUAAAUCAAAGUGCAAUCUUCGCCUGACUCUAAAGGAGAAGGACUGGGUCCGAGCCCUGAAUUUCCUCGAGAUACCUAAACACCUAACAGCGACAAAAGCUCAAGAGCUACGACAUGCUGCAGUGCUAGCUCCCGAAAGGAAAGACUAUCGAGACAGGUGGUACUUCAAGGAUGCCUCCCCCUCUAUGAGAAUCGCGAAGGAGAGAUUCCGUGAGGAUGGCCUACUCCUCCCUUUCGGCCAUCCGCGUGUCGGUUUCGACUAUCCUAAUCCAACUAUAUUCCAGGUGACUCAUAGCUGGCCGCUGAAUGACCAAGCAGACCCUCAACGUGGAUGGCCUAUUGGAGAAGUCAAGUUGACACCGUGGCAAGCCUCUGAGGAUUUAUACGGAAGGUUGUACUCGUAUAUCCGUAGCGUAUUGUGCGCUUUCGUCCAGAAAGUUGCUACAGUGGAGGUACACUUUGAACUAUCCGACAACGACAUUAAAGAACUGAGACCGUUCCAUCUUGAGAGAUAUGAUAGAAUCGAGGCAUCAAAUGUUUCGGACAUGUGUUGGCUCGGAACACAAGAGACUCUAAGAUCCCUGUCCCCUUUACUGAAGUCUCCGGACGUGAACCCUCACGCGACGCUCAUCACUGCGUAUCUAAAUGCAGUCAUGGAAAUGGUCAAAUGGGAUGACGAUCAGGAACCCAAGAAGAUUAGCAAAUACAUGCCUACCAUUUACGAAUACUUAGAAAGAAGGACACAGCUCGCGAGGUUUCUCAAAAACCCCCAAGGUGCCGAACUGUAUCGCAUCUGGGACGCUAGGGUCCUUGUUCUGAAUGCGGCGGAAUUCUUCCACAGGUACACGAUCGUACAGGGCUUCCCGCGAAUUGCAGAACGACUAGGCGUUGCUAUGAAAGAGCAGAAUACAAUUGGCGAUCCGUGGCCUAUAGCCCUCAAGAUCCGUCGAGGACAACCUGGUGCCCAGGAGGAGUUUGAUGAAAUCCUGGCCUCACCUUAUUCGGGAGUUGAACGAUAUGUCGAGUGGAAGAGAGUGAAAUAG
This is a messenger RNA of Annulohypoxylon truncatum, 1719 nucleotides long. RefSeq lists its product as uncharacterized. Lineage: Eukaryota; Fungi; Ascomycota; Sordariomycetes; Xylariales; Hypoxylaceae. The record is from RefSeq and is a predicted model, not a curated record. Bases 1 to 1719 code for a protein of 572 amino acids. The transcript has 6 exons.